GCACGCCAAUGCCUCUGCUGCAUUCGGCCGUUGGCAAGUCUGGGGAAGCUGUGUUCUUUUUCUUCAUACACCCGUGGCUAUGUGCAACUCUCUCUCUCUCCCUCUCUCUCUUCUUGUGUGGGUGAGAGAGAUGGAACGCCUCCCUCGUGUUUUUUUGUUCUCUUCCACUCUCUCUCUCUCACCCCGCGCGCGCGCGAGAGCGAUCACGGCCGAAAUACCAAAUCGGUCACUAUCAAUCAUCCCAAUGCCGGGUCGGCCGCCUCGGCGAAACCCAAGGGGAUGUCCCGGAGAUUCACACGCCUAAUUUCAAGCGCGCGACACGAGACGCUCCAUCACGCCGUCGCGCGCCGCCUCUUCCAUUUUUAAAAAAUUUAGUUAAAUGACGAUAUGAUCAAUCAAUCGCAACGGGGG
This is a messenger RNA of Aplosporella prunicola CBS 121167, 411 nucleotides long. RefSeq lists its product as uncharacterized. Bases 80 to 304 code for a protein of 74 amino acids. Lineage: Eukaryota; Fungi; Ascomycota; Dothideomycetes; Botryosphaeriales; Aplosporellaceae. The transcript has a single exon. The record is from RefSeq and is a predicted model, not a curated record.